Messenger RNA from Lecanosticta acicola, 1032 nucleotides. Lineage: Eukaryota; Fungi; Ascomycota; Dothideomycetes; Mycosphaerellales; Mycosphaerellaceae. The record is from the annotation of a GenBank genome assembly.
AUGGGUCUCGAGGGUAAGCUGACGGACAGUGAUGUUCAGUAUGAUCUGACGGCAGGUACCCUCGACGAGUUGAUCGAGAUCGUCAUCCAGAGCGGAGCCCGCCUGUUCGUCUCUUCCGUGGGUGUGCCACCACGUGCUGUGGUUGAGAGACUACACGCCAAUGGGGUCCUGUACAUGAACAUGUGUGGACAUCCCAAGCACGCCAAGAAGGCCUGUGAAGCAGGCGCCGACAUCAUCUGCGCUCAGGGCUCUGAGGCCGGCGGACAUGUUUCCGAAAUCCCUACCAGGUCAGUCAUCCAAUACUUCCUCCCCGACGAGUAUCACUCUGACAUCUUUCCGUUCCAACAGUGUUAUGGUCCCGGCCUGCGCAGACCUGAUCAAGGCCGAGCACUACAUGUCGCCGCUGACAGGACGGCCCGUGGACUUGGUCGCAGCAGGCGGCAUUUGCGACGGCCGUGGCAUCGCUGCAGCUUUCAUGUACGGGGCCUCGGCCGUGUGGAUUGGGACGCGAUUCGUCACCGCUGUGGAAUCCACCGCAACGGAGGAUGCGAAGCAGACGUACGUUCCCGGAGGCUAAGACGUCUUUUCGAAGGGAAUCUCCCUAGCUGAUGACACUUCGUUCCCUCCGUUCAGAAUCCUCGAUGCAACUUUCGACGACACCAUCGCCACGACGGUCUUUACCGGCCGUCCUGCGCGGCUCUACGCAUCAAAGUACAUACGAGAGUGGGAGACUACCCGUUUCGCGGAACAGCAACGUCUCCUGGCCCAAGGCCACAUUCCUCUGUACUGGGAUCAAAAGCGCUACGAAGCCGAGGGCGGCAUGCCCGCAGAAAUCGAAUGCCAGGCUGUAUUCAAGUGAGUUGGAUCCGACAUUCUCGACUGGCUGAGCGAAAUGCUGAUUCGUACUUCCACUUUCAUAGGCCAAUGAGUAUCGCGUCUGGGCUGAUGCAUCGCUCGGGUCAGACGGCGGCGGAGAUUAUUAAUGAGAUGAUGACAGAGGCGUCGGAGCGACUUGAAGCGGCGAGCUCGAGU